Molecule: messenger RNA, 6356 nt
Organism: Lepus europaeus (European hare)
Lineage: Eukaryota; Metazoa; Chordata; Mammalia; Lagomorpha; Leporidae
Gene: AOPEP
Product: aminopeptidase O (putative)
Exons: 16
Coding region: 231-2726 (831 amino acids)
Cellular component (GO): nucleolus
Molecular function (GO): zinc ion binding; metalloaminopeptidase activity
Source: RefSeq, a predicted model, not a curated record
CCGGGUAGCCCGUAGUAACCCGGAGUCUGCGGAAGUGGAGACUGGUGUGGGCAGGCAGCUGAGACAGGGGACCAACAGUUUGUGGAACCAUAACUUGUGACAUCGAGUUUUGUUUUUUUUUUAUUUUUUCCCCACUUUGGUAAGCAGCUGUUUAUGAUUCUUGAAGAUUAAGGCAAAUAGGAAACCCCAUCUGAGAUUUUUAACACAGCUCUCAAACAACAAGUUACGUCAUGGACAUAACGUUGGACCCUUCCCGAGAUGACCUGCCUCUCAUGGCCAACACCAGCCACAUGCUUGUGAGGCACUAUGCGCUGGAUUUAGAUGUGGAUUUUGAAAGUCAAGUCAUUGAGGGCACCAUAGUGCUUUUCCUUGAGGAUGGAAACAGAUUCAAGGAACCAAGUCAUUCCAGCACAGAAACCUGUCCGCUGGAGUCAAAUGAAGCCUUUAAUUUUAGGACGCCUGAACCCUGCCCUGUUCCUGUGACAAACGCAAGGACCUUCUCAUCUAAAAUGGCAUAUAAUGAUUUUACAAUCUGUGGUAAAGGUGAAAAAGAUACUUCUGAUAAAGGUGGUAACCAUGACAACUGGGAACAGGCUUCUGGGAUUUCUAGCUCAAAGUACUGCUGUGACACAGGGGAUCAUGGGAGUGAGGAUUUUUUGCUAGUGUUGGACUGCUGUGAUUUAUCUGUGUUAAAGGUCGAGGAGGUGGAUGUGGCUGCUGUGCCAGGUAUUGAAAAAUUUACAAGGUCUCCCAGGCUCACAGUUGGUUCUGAGGUGCUCAGGAAUGAGAUUAUACAUGAACUUGUGACUAUGCCUGCAGAUCGUUGGAGGGAGCAGUUAGACUAUUAUGCUCGCUGCAGCCAGGCUCCCGGCUGUGGAGAACUCUUCUUUGACACUGACACUUGGAGCUUACAGAUCAGGAAGAAAGGGGCUCAGACAGCUACUGACUUUCCUCAUGCCGUCAGGAUAUGGUACAAAACCAAACCCGAGGGGCGAUCAGUGACGUGGACCUCAGACCAGAGUGGCAGGCCAUGUGUUUAUACUAUAGGAUCUCCCAUAAACAACAGGGCCCUUUUUCCAUGCCAGGAGCCACCGGUUGCCAUGUCAACAUGGCAGGCUACAGUUCGAGCAGCUGCAUCCUUUGUUGUUUUAAUGAGUGGGGAAAAUUCUGCCAAGCCAACACAGAUUCGAGAAGGAUGCUCAAGCUGGCAUUACUAUGUCACCAUGCCAAUGCCAGCUUCCACCUUCACAAUUGCAGUGGGAUGCUGGACAGAAGUGAUGCCAGAGACAUGCUCAUCAGAUGAUCGACCCUCAAAGAGACCCAUCCCAUCUUCCAAGGCCGACUUCAGAUGUGUUGGUGCCUGUGGUCACAUGGAAUAUCCCUGCCGCUUCCAGAAUGCUGCUGCCACCACUCAGGAGGUCAUUCCUCACAGAGUCUUUGCCCCGCUGUGCCUCAAGGAUGCCUGCCAAGAGACCCUUCUGCGGCUGAUCCCUUCCUGCCUCUCGGCAGCACAUUCUGUGCUGGGAACACACCCCUUCUCCCGGCUGGACGUCCUUGUCGUCCCCGCCAACUUUCCGAGUCUGGGAAUGGCCAGCCCACACAUCGUCUUCCUCUCACAGAGCACCUUGACAGGCAGCAGCCAUCUCUGCGGGACCCGCCUCUGCCACGAAAUUGCCCACGCCUGGUUUGGGCUCGCCAUCGGGGCCCGCGACUGGACAGAGGAGUGGCUGAGCGAGGGCUUUGCCACUCACCUGGAAGAUGUGUUCUGGGCCGAAGCACAGCAGCAGCUGUCCCCCGACGAGGCCCAGGAACAGCAGGAGCUGAGGGCUUGUCUGCGCUGGCAUCGCCUCCAGGAUGAGCUGCGGAACUCCUCCGAGGAGAUGCAGGUGUUGAGACCUAGUAAAGAGAAAACUGGCCACGUGAGUGAAUCCGGAGCAUCUGUCAUCAAGCAUGGACUCAACCCAGAGAAGAUCUUCAUGCAGGUCCAUUAUUUAAAGGGCUACUUCCUCCUUCGGUUCCUUGCCAAAAGACUUGGAGACGAGACCUAUUUUUCAUUUUUAAGAAAAUUUGUGUACACAUUUCAUGGGCAGUUGAUUCUUUCCCAGGAUUUCCUCCAAAUGUUGUUGGAGAACAUCCCAGAAGAAAAAAGGCUCGGGUUGUCUGUUGAGAGCAUCUUCCAAGACUGGCUUGAGAGUUCUGGGAUACCGCAGCAGCUGCAGAGGGAGCGUCAGGCCGGGGCGGAAUGCGGGCUCGCGCGGCAAGUGGGCGCCGAGGUCUCCAAAUGGAUUCGGGUGAACCGGAGACCCCGAAAACGGAAGCGAGGGGAGCGCGCUGAGGUGUUUGAGAAGCUUCUCCCAGACCAGCUUGUCUUGCUUCUGGAGCGUCUCCUGGAGCAGAAGACGCUGAGCGCCCGGACACUGCGGAGCCUCCACAGGACGUACCGCCUCCAGGAGCAGGACGCGGAGCUGCAGCGGCUUACGAAGGCAGUGGAGCGGACUGGGCUUUCAGAGCGCUGCAGACUGGCCUUCCCCUCAAAUGCCUUCCAAGUGCAAAGACUCCGACUUGACAUGCCGACAACUAAAUGCGCUCUAAGGUUUUCAGGACAAAGAGAAGCUUUCUUUCAGUUUUUAAAACAGUAUUUUUUUUUAAACUUGAAUUAUAAAUCUUUCUGUGCUCACAAGAAAAAUGUUAAUGAUCUAUAUAACUCUACCAUCCAUUGUAGAUAACUAGGUUUAUAUCCUUUUUGCCUUUUUUCUUUUUGAACAUACUUUUCAUUUAUUUAUUUGAAAGGCACAAAGAGAGAGAGAGAAAACAAACCAGAGUAUUCUCCUUCCCACUGGUUUACUGCCCGUAUGCACACAACAGCCAGGUUAGGCUGGGCCCAAGCCAGGAGCUGCGAGCUCAAUCCAGGUCUCCCACAGGAGCCAUCACUGCCGACUGCCCGGGUCUGCACCAGCGUGGAGCCCCAGGUAGGAGCUGGGGGUGCAUCUGAUCCAGGAUGCAGGGUCCUGACUGCCACAUCAGACAGCCACCCCUUCGUGUCCUUUUUUCUGUGCACUGAGUGCAAACCACACACGCUAUCGGGGCACUCAAAAAGCUCAUGGAAAAAUGAAAUUAAAAGAUCAGAUUACUGUGGUACUAAACUUUUGAGAUCUAUCCAUGCAUAGUUUUUUUGAAGUAUAUAUUUUCCAUGAACUUUUUGAAGACCCCUCACAUACAAUGUUCUGUGUCUUACAUUUUUCUCUUCCCAGUAUACCGUAAACAGUUUACUGUUUCUGUAAAACAUGUUCUUCAGUAACAUGGUUUUCUUGGUAGAAUGCUACCCCAUGGUAGGAUCUAGCACAAUUUAGCCAACAGUCUUACUAUUGCAAGUUUAGGCCAUUUCUCAUUUAUGCAGUGCAUAAACAAACUGUGACAAGUAUUCUUGUACAUGAAUAUUUUUAUGGAUCCUUAUUUCCUUAGGUUAAUUCCUAGAAGUAAAAAUAUGAACCCUUACCUAAGUCUUAAGAGUAUAUAAGGGGGGGCCAGUGCUGUGGCACAGUGGGUUAACGCCUUGGCCUGAAGCGCCCGCAUCCCAUAAGGGUGCUAGUUCGAGACCUGGCUGCUCCACUUCCAAUCCCGCUCUCUGCUAUGGCCUGGGAAAGCAGUGGAGGAUGGCCCAAGCCCUUGGGCCCUGUACCAUGUGGGAGACUCGAAGAUCCUGGCUUUGGAUCGUCACAGCUCCAGCAGUUGCAGCCAAUUGGGGAGUGAACCAGUGGAUGGAAGACCUCUCUCUCUCUCUUUCUCUCUCUCUUUCUGCCUUUCCUCUCUCUGUGUAACUCUGAAUUUCAAAUAAAUAAACAAAUAAAUAUUUUUUAAAAAGAGUAUAUAAGGGAGCAGCAUAGUGGUGUAGGCGGUUAGCCACUGCCUGCGGUGCUGCCAUCCCAUAAGAGGGCUACUCCACUUCCAAUCCAGCUCCCUGCUAAUGUACCUGCGAAAGCAUUGGAAGAUGGCCCCAAGUACUUGGGUUCCUGUACCCAUAUGGGAAACCCAGAAGAGGCUCUUGGCUCCUAGUUUUGGACUGGCCCCGCUCUGGCCAUUUGGGGAGUGAACCAGUGGAUGUUUCUCUCUCUCUCUGUAACUCUGCCUUUCAAAUAAAAUAAACAAAUCUUUAAAAGAAGCAAAGAGUAUAUCUAAACAUAGACUGUUUUUGGUUUUCAUCAUGAUCCAGUUCAGUUACUGAAAGGAUGUGAACACUGGCAGGCACAGGAGGUGGUGAGCCAGGGAGAGAGCAAAUCUUCACACAGGUGUCAGGACACGUGUGUUCUUGGCCUUCCUGUCUGCACUUCCAGGACAGCCAGAGCACCAAGGGAGCUAAGGGACCGAGCCUGACUUAAUCAUGCCUUUUCCAUACGGCAUGGGCACAGAUGCUGUCAGGUUCCAUCAGCGCUCUCAAUAACUCUGCUUUAACAGUUCACAUUUGUUUCUCAAGUCACCCACCAGAACAUCAAGGCAUCUAGGUCCAUAAAAUCCAGGGGAGCAAGAGAUCUAUUGGGUGAACUAGGACAACCCCCCUCCCCCCAGGAUGUCACAUACACUCUUGCCCCAGGUCGGAUGCUGGGGAGGAAGGGGUUUGAAAUCACUAAUACGAAGACUGGCUCCACUCACAAGGCAGAUGGCUACUCUGACAGAGAGCUAAGAAGUAAUGGACAGAUGGCACCAAGCUAUGCUGAAUAGGUUAACCCAUUUUUAUCCAAGAUGCCUAAGCGUUUCCCGAAUAAGAACUACCACAUGAGUUUUAUAUAAAUAAACAUUAGCUAAUGAAGGACUUUCUAGAAAGUAAAUCUUAUUGGACAAUUUAUUUCUCUGUACUUCCAAAGUGAAUCUCUCUUUGUCAGUGUCUGUGAUCAGUGUGGGAUUUAACACAUACACAGAGGCAGACAGGAAAUCCAUAUAGAAGGGCUUCAGAAAUCACGAGUGCUUCAACAUCAUAAUUAGUAUUGUUAAAAAUAAGACGAAAGACAUAAACCAGGGUUUUCCCUAAUUAGUUCCAUGUGGUUUUUAAAGGGAAGAAACAGAAAUUUUUCUUCUUAAUCAGAUAGCAAUCCUCAAAUAUAUAUGUGGAUUAUGGUAAUUUCUAAGAAAUGUUUUGGGGCCAGUAUUGUGGUGUAGCAGGUAAAGCUGCUGCCUGUAAUGCCAGUAUUCCAUAUGGGCACCUGUUUGUGUCCCGGCCGCUCUACUUCCAAUCCAGCUCCCUGCUAAUGGCCUGGGACAAAACAGCGGGAGAUGGCCCAAGUGUUUGGGCCCCUGCACCCAUGUAGAAGACCCUGAUGAAGCUCCUGGCUCCUGGCUCCAGCCUGGCACAGCUCUGGCCGUUGUGGCCAUCUGGGAAGUAAACCAGUGGAUGGAAGACCUCGCGCUCUCUCCUGUCUCUCCCCUCUGACUUUCAAAUAAACAAGGAAUGUUUACAUUAAAAAAAGUUUUGUUUUUGAUCCCAAAUAAUCACCAAAUUUCAACUUUUAAAAAUCCAAAUAUUUUUCCUGUCCCCUGCCAUGCAAGCCUUUAAGCAAAUGAAAUACAGACAGAAAAUACAAACCAAAUAGAAGCUUUGUACAUGAUAAUGAAACCUGUUCCCUUUCACUAUUAAAAUCAGCAAAACGCACUGAUAGUUAAGUUUGAAAAACCAGCUAGCAGAUGUCCGCAAGGGAGGUGCCAGUGCCUUUCCUCCGAGCAUGGCCUCCAGAACUCCUGUAUUCUGCACAGAAUGGCUGUCUCUGCCACAGAUGCCGGCCCUGUAUGUGGCUGCUCUGGUGUUUAGGAAGUGGCCAAGCCAUUUUUCAGAAGCUCAGUGGUUAGCAUCAUGUGAUUGCUCGAAUAAGGGGUCUACACACAGCUGGUGAUGUGAGCAUCUGUCGACUGCUCUGAGGAAGCAGUACGUCAGGAGGCAGCCCCGGCUGGCUAGAGACCCAGGCUGUGCCGCUGGACAGUGCUCUUCAGAGGAGCCAUCCGUGCCUGCGUGGCAUCACCUGGAGGACCAGGACAGGGCCACGUGCAGUGGUCAACAGGGGCAGACUGGACUCCUGAGCAGAGUCAGACCAGAGGAGCCCAGGGCAGGGGGCUGUACCUCCCUCCUCGGUGCUUCCCAGCCGCCUGUCUCCAGCCUACUCUGUGGAGGCAGAGGACUCUUCCACCUGUGAGCCCGGGCCCAUGCACUUGAUAUCCAAGGCCAUCUGUGUGUGACCGAACCUGACAGCAUGAAUGCUACAGCUCACUUACCUAGGGAGUCAGUGAUAGGCAAACCCUCUGAAUCCCUCCCUGCGCCACUACAGAGUGCCCACCCCUGGGGCACGCACAGGGGACCUGCUACCUACCAUGGU